This is a messenger RNA of Hirundo rustica (Barn swallow), 2152 nucleotides long. RefSeq names its product ATPase H+ transporting V1 subunit G3 (gene ATP6V1G3). Gene Ontology annotation, biological process: proton transmembrane transport. Lineage: Eukaryota; Metazoa; Chordata; Aves; Passeriformes; Hirundinidae. Gene Ontology annotation, molecular function: proton-transporting ATPase activity, rotational mechanism. The coding region runs from base 165 to 521 and encodes 118 amino acids. The transcript is spliced from 3 exons. The record is from RefSeq and is a predicted model, not a curated record. Gene Ontology annotation, cellular component: vacuolar proton-transporting V-type ATPase complex.
UGUGCACCCAGCAGCAAUCCAGGCACAGCCAGCUGGGUUGGUACAAUCUGGAAGCUUGUUGCAAUAACACACAGAACAAAAAACACAAGGAAGAGCCUGGCAGCUGUAUAAAACUCCCUCUGAGCUCCAGUCUCCACAGAAGUUCACCAGCUCCAGCAAUCAGCAUGACCAGCCAGUCUCAGGGAAUCCAGCAGCUUUUGCAGGCAGAAAAACGUGCCAAGGACAAACUGGAGGAAGCCAAAAAAAGAAAGGGUAAAAGGCUGAAGCAGGCCAAGGAAGAAGCCACAGCCGAGAUAGACCACUACAGACUACAGAGGGAGAAGGAAUUUAGAAACAAGGAAACAAACGUAAUGGGCUCCCAAGGUAACCUCUCUGCCAAAAUAGAAGAGCAAACAACAGAAGCCAUCCGAAACCUGACGAGCAGCUACCACAGGAACAUGGAGAGCAUGAUGAAAAAGCUCUUGAGCACAAUAUGUGACAUCAGCCCUGAAAUUCACCCAAACUUCAGACCUGCAGUUUAAGAUACAUUGAUGUGUUGUGUUUGUAAAAAGUAGCCUUCUUUCUUGAUAAGCAUAAAUACUUCCUCAUGUAUUGUUUCUGUAUGUGUGAGAAAAAAAGAGCACUGAAGCCAAAAGCACACAAUUCCAUACAGGCUUUUGAUGUGACAGGAAUUAUACAGGGUUUCACAAGCAUUUGUUGGAAUAUUGUUUCCCGUAGCUAAGCCCCUGUCAUUUAGACAGGGGCAAGUCAACAACAGCAGAAUAAAUGAUUAUUUGACACCAGCAGGUUUUCAGUGGGAGUCUUUGUUCCUUUUGUCUUAUAAAAUGUUCUGUACUUGGAUGUUAUGUUGCAUAAAGUCUGUUUAUCCCAAUCUUUACUGUACUUCAAGUCACAUGAAAUAGAAUAUCCCAAAAAACUAAAAUGGAACAUUACUGUUUUCCUAGUGACACAUGGAGUGGUUAGGUUAUGGACCAUACAGGAACAUUUCAUUUGGGUCAAAAAUAGGUCAAAACAUUUUCAAUUUUUCUAUGCUAGUUUAAAGCAAAAUACAGUUUACUUGUAAAAAAUUAUGCUUAAAAGCCAUACUUAAAGUAUUUUCCUAAUAUUUGACUACAUCACAAACUUUAUACAGCUUUCUUAACUAUAAAAAAUGAGAAUAGACAUAAUCAUUGUUUAUAAAAUUGCUAUGGUGCAAGGGGCAGGCUAGCACAUCUAUUUUCUAUACAGUUACCCUGAAAGCACAGGAACCCAAAGGCUCAAACUCCACACCAGUUAUGCUAAAUGGUACCUGAAUCCACAGGUUUUCACCAGAAAUUGCAUCAGCUACAGCUCAUUUCUGUUACCCUAAGUGACCUCGGGUAAUACUUCCCUCUGCAAUAGCACACAUUUCCCUUGGAAUAAAUUCUACCAAAGUAGGAAAAUACAACGUGAUCUGUGCUCUCAAGGUGAAGCCCAUUCAGUCUGAUGGGAGGCACUGAUGAAGUGGGGAUCUGACACACACCUGUACUGUGAGCUCCUUUAAUGCCUUGAAUCCAGUACAAAAUUACACCAAAUUAGAAGAGAAGCUUGAGAAAUUGCAAUGACGAGCAAACAAUAGCCAUGAUAUUCAGUACACACAGACACAGACAAACCAUUUCAAUUUCACAGCUAGUCAGAGGCAAUCUCCUGUUCCAGCAAGGUUUACACAGUUGACGUGCUGUCAUGUGUAAAAUGACCAUAAAGUUGUAGUCAACCUGAUGUCAGCAAACAUUACUCCUCCGCCUGGAUACUAGAUAAUCUCCAAGCCCUAAUUGUUACAGUCUCCUGUGCUCGAUUAUAUUCUCUGGGGACCCAAGGAUGCCGAGGAAUGGGAAAGAAACUAGAAAUCCUAUUGACACCAGCUGAAAGGCUCAUUUAUUUAGGAGCACAUUGAAUCAAUGUGUGGUAGGCUUUGAUUUACCGAGGGGAUGAAGGACACCAGUCCCAGCUUAUGUGCAGGACCCACUGCAGGCGCCUUUCUGCACCACAGCUUGGGGCAGUCAGGGCUGUCACAGCCCAGGAGCACAUGCGUCCAGUUUGGGUCAUGGCUGCAGUCCCACUGCAGUGCUCAGCUGUGAAACACAGAUCUUUAAGCCUAAACCAAGUCACCAAAGUACACACUAACACCUUACAG